AGGUAGAAAAUUCAGUGUGUAAAUUCGUGGACAAAGAAACAUCCCUGAAAAUCCUCCCAGACUCCUGCUCCUGAAGCACUGGUAACAUUUCUCAGAUCAGGAAAAGGAGCGACUGUGUGUUAGAAGUAUUCCGACGCUUCUCCUGUUUUUCUCCCUCCCUGAAGUUGAAGAGGAACUAUGGAGAAAUGGUCCUUGAUGGCAGUUGUGGUCUUACUGGGACUCACAGUACGAUGGACGGUUUCUCUGAAUUCCUAUUCAGGUGCGGGGAAGCCCCCGAUGUUCGGUGAUUAUGAAGCUCAGCGACACUGGCAAGAAAUCACUCUGAAUUUACCCGUCAAACAAUGGUACUUUAACAGCAGCGAUAACAAUUUACAGUAUUGGGGACUAGAUUACCCACCUCUGACCGCCUACCACAGUCUCUUAUGUGCUUAUGUGGCAAAAUUUAUAGAUCCAGACUGGAUCGCUCUUCAUACAUCUCGUGGAUACGAGAGUCAGGCACACAAACUCUUCAUGCGUACGACAGUUUUCGUUGCCGAUUUACUGAUUUAUAUACCUGCAGUGGUUAUGUACUGUUCUUAUUUAAAGGAAAUCUCAAUAAAGAAAAGGAUAACCAACGCAUUGUGCAUAUUGCUGUACCCUGGCCUUAUCCUUAUUGACUAUGGACACUUUCAUCUCGGCUUUGCUUUGUGGGGUGUUCUUGGAGUAUCUUGUGACUGGAACGUGCUCGGAUCACUGGCAUUUUGCUUAGCUUUAAAUUACAAACAGAUGGAACUUUACCACGCCUUGCCGUUUUUCUGCUUCUUACUUGGCAAGUGCCUUAAACAAGGCAUCCAAGGAAAAGGGUUGGUGCUGUUGAUGAAGCUAGUGUGUACUGUCGUGGGUUCCUUCGCUCUCUGCUGGCUGCCGUUCUUCACGGAAAAGGAACAGAGCCUGCAGAUCCUCAGAAGACUCUUCCCCGUGGACCGUGGCUUGUUCGAGGAUAAAGUAGCUAACGUCUGGUGCAGCUUCAGUGUCUUUCUGAAGAUUAAAGAUCUUUUGCCACGUCACACCCAGCUGAUGAUCAGCUUUUGUCUUACAUUUUUGACCCUACUUCCUUCUUGUGUAAAAUUAACGGCACAGCCCUCAAUCGAAGGGUUCAAAUUUACACUGGUUAGCUGUGCACUGUCAUUCUUUUUAUUUUCCUUCCAAGUACACGAAAAAUCCAUUCUUUUGGUAUCACUGCCAGUCUGCUUAGUUUUACAUGAAAUUCCUUUUAUGUCUACUUGGUUUUUACUUGUUUCAACAUUCAGCAUGCUGCCUCUUCUGCUGAAGGACGAGCUCUUCCUACCCUCCGUGGUGACAGCCGUGGGGUUCUACAUGGCUUGUGCCACUUGCCUUUCCAUAUUUGAACGGACCUCGGAAGAGGAGCUGCGGCUGAAGCCUUUUUCCAUGUCUGUCAGGAAGUACCUCCCGUGGGUCACCAUUCUGCCCGGAGCCAUCCAACAUUUGUUUUUUAUCUCAGUAAUCACGAUGGUUCUCUUGACACUGAUGACCGUCACGCUCGAUCCUCCUGAGAAUUUACCAGACUUAUUUGCUGUACUGGUGUGUUUUGUAUCCUGCUUACACUUCCUGUUCUUCUGGGUGUACUUUAACAUUAUAAUCAUAUGGGACUCCAAAUAUGGAAGAAAUCAGAAGAAAAUCAACUAACUCUUCCCAGACAAUGUGAAAAGUGUGAAAAUGUUCUGUGAACAUCGUGCUAUGUAUAAAUGACAUUAUUUUCUUAAGAAUUAGGGAUUUACAGGAAACUGUGAUACCUCAUUGUUGUCUGCACAGAAUAAAUGUAUGUGGAGAC
Sorex fumeus (smoky shrew) is the source of this 1831-nucleotide messenger RNA. RefSeq names its product ALG6 alpha-1,3-glucosyltransferase (gene ALG6). Gene Ontology annotation, biological process: protein N-linked glycosylation. Gene Ontology annotation, molecular function: dolichyl pyrophosphate Man9GlcNAc2 alpha-1,3-glucosyltransferase activity. Gene Ontology annotation, cellular component: endoplasmic reticulum membrane. Bases 178 to 1686 code for a protein of 502 amino acids. NCBI's taxonomy places the organism in Eukaryota, Metazoa, Chordata, Mammalia, Eulipotyphla, Soricidae. The transcript is spliced from 14 exons. The record is from RefSeq and is a predicted model, not a curated record.